Molecule: messenger RNA, 6424 nt
Organism: Xenopus tropicalis (tropical clawed frog)
Lineage: Eukaryota; Metazoa; Chordata; Amphibia; Anura; Pipidae
Gene: kcna2
Product: potassium channel, voltage gated shaker related subfamily A, member 2
Exons: 2
Coding region: 875-2374 (499 amino acids)
Biological process (GO): monoatomic ion transport; protein homooligomerization; transmembrane transport
Cellular component (GO): voltage-gated potassium channel complex; plasma membrane; membrane
Molecular function (GO): monoatomic ion channel activity; voltage-gated potassium channel activity
Source: RefSeq, a predicted model, not a curated record
UGUGUGUGUGUCUUUUAUAAAACUAGUAUUUGCAAUUACAAUUAUAGCAAGCUCUUUUACAUGAUAUUCUGUCUGCAUGGUGUCUACAUUUAUAUUUUCCUUUCUUAUUGGGCUGGCAUUGCCCCACCUUUUAAACCUUUAGGCAUCAAACACUGUAUAGCUUUCCUUCUACAAUGCCCUAACCCUCUGUUUUAUCUCAGUAGCUUUCCCUGUUAUGUGGGAUGUGCUCUGAAUGCUGCCUCUUGCUUUGUUGCAGUGCAGAAUAGUGAGGCAUCAUAAAACAGGCUGGCAAUGGGGGAGGCUGGGGGAGGCUGUGACUGCUGCAUCUGGAAAUUGGGUCUCUGCAGAUGUUUCAUGAUGUACCAGCCUUACCUAGCUCCUGUUUUUUCUCUUUCUUACCAGGCAACGUCACACCUCCUGAGGACACCAAAGCAGUCUUUUUUUUUUUUUUUUUUUUUGCUGAGCUUAGCAUCUACCAUCUAGCAUAUUAUAUGCUUUAAACAGAAGCAUAUCUGUUUACAAGUAAGCCUGUGAGCCCAAUCCUGCCCUUCCAGUAGCAUGGUUGUGUCAUCCCAAGGACACCUCUCAUUUUAGAAAAAUUGCCUUUUAUUUUUUUUAUGUUUAGGACAAACAAUUUAUAGGAUGAAAUAUACCCUGUUUUUGUGUCUUGCAUUUCCCGGAGCACUGGAGCAGCUUUGUCUUGUUACUAAGAAACCUCGAGGUUUGCUUCCGAAGGUGAGAAGCUGUAUACUUCUCAUCUCUUCCAGAAACCUUUUACGAUCUUGACUGCACAUAUUUCCAGAGUGCUUGAGUGCAAUCCACUGCCAACAGUCAGCCAAAAAUACCAAGCAAAGCUUUUAUCUGGCCCCUAGCUAUGACCGUUGCAACUGGAGAUCCGACAGAUGAAACAUCGGCUUUGCCAGGUCACCCGCAGGACAGUUAUGACCCUGAACCAGACCAUGAGUGUUGCGAAAGAGUGGUUAUUAAUAUUUCAGGACUGCGGUUUGAGACUCAGCUGAAAACCUUGUCUCAGUUCCCUGAAACUUUACUAGGGGAUCCUAAAAAAAGGAUGAGAUACUUUGAUCCCUUGAGGAAUGAAUAUUUCUUUGACAGAAACAGGCCAAGUUUUGAUGCUAUCUUAUACUAUUACCAGUCUGGUGGCAGAUUAAGGAGACCAGUAAAUGUGCCCUUGGAUAUAUUUUCAGAAGAAAUACGGUUCUAUGAACUUGGUGAAGAAGCCAUGGAAAUCUUCCGGGAAGAUGAAGGAUUUAUUAAAGAGGAAGAACGCCCUUUACCAGACAAUGAAUAUCAAAAACAAGUGUGGCUAUUGUUUGAGUACCCUGAGAGCUCAGGACCCGCCAGGAUUAUAGCUAUCAUAUCAGUUAUGGUUAUAUUAAUAUCAAUUGUCAGCUUUUGCCUUGAAACUUUACCAGUUUUUAGAGAUGAAAAUGAAGACAUGCAUGGAAGUGGAGUCAAUUACUACCCGUACUCCAAUAGCACAGUUCGAUAUCAAAAGUCAAAUACUUUUACAGAUCCUUUCUUUAUUGUGGAGACUCUGUGCAUCAUCUGGUUUUCAUUUGAGUUUCUGGUUCGUUUCUUUGCCUGCCCUAGUAAAGCUGGCUUUUUUACCAAUAUCAUGAACAUCAUUGAUAUAGUUGCAAUCAUCCCUUACUUUAUUACACUAGGCACAGAGUUGGCAGAAAAAACGGAAGAUGGGCAACAGGGCCAACAAGCAAUGUCUUUAGCAAUUCUUAGAGUUAUCAGACUGGUUAGAGUAUUUAGGAUCUUUAAACUCUCUAGACAUUCAAAGGGUCUACAAAUCUUGGGGCAGACUCUGAAAGCCAGCAUGAGGGAAUUGGGACUUCUAAUAUUUUUUCUCUUUAUUGGUGUUAUUCUCUUUUCUAGUGCAGUGUAUUUUGCUGAAGCUGAUGAGAGAGAUUCUCAGUUUCCCAGCAUCCCAGAUGCCUUCUGGUGGGCUGUAGUUUCCAUGACAACAGUAGGCUAUGGAGACAUGGUCCCUACAACAAUAGGUGGCAAAAUAGUAGGCUCUCUGUGUGCAAUUGCAGGCGUAUUAACCAUUGCCUUACCUGUCCCUGUCAUAGUGUCCAACUUCAAUUACUUCUAUCAUAGAGAGACAGAGGGGGAGGAGCAAGCACAAUAUCUGCAAGUAACCAGCUGUCCAAAGAUCCCUUCAUCCCCUGACCUUCAAAAGAGCAGAAGUGCCUCCACUCUAAGUAAAUCGGACUACAUGGAAAUUCAAGAAGGGGUAAAUCAUAGCAAUGAAGAUUUUAGAGAGAAGAACUUAAAAACUGCAAAUUGCACAUUAGGAAACACAAAUUAUGUUAAUAUAACCAAAAUGCUAACUGAUGUUUAAGUGACUUUUUCACCACAAAUGUGUCUGGGACAGUUUCAGAGUCUGUGUAACGCAAUAAUACGCUAGGUCUUAUUUCUAGGUGUGCUAGUUCUGCAUGGGAAGCAAUAUCUGUGUAAGUGAUGUCUUACUGCAUUCCUAACUUGACUAUAACUCACAGAAUAUCUAUUGGCAGCAUUACUGCGGUUACAUUGUUUCCCAAAGACGAGCACGUUAGAUGUAAUUUGAGGUCACUGUCAAAAACUCAUGCAGGUCAGUACUAAAAUGCAUAAGCUUGAGACCUCAUGAGAAAAACUAUUUUUUUGCACUUUAGAAACCUAUGUAAAACCCAGGAAAUGACAUUUCAUGCUUUAAUGUUUGUUCCUUUGGAUACCGAUACUUUAGGUCUUAAUCGAAUGGUAAUGCAAUGGUGCAAUGCCCAGGAGAUGCAUAUAUAUUUCCCCUAGGGGUUAAAUUGCUAUUAAAAAAAAAGGCCUUCUGAGUUUUAUCGAAUAACAUAUAUUUUUAUGGUAUUUGUAUAUUUAAAUGCUGAUAUUAUUUUUAAAGCAAGAAGGAUUUCUAAGACAGAAAGCUGCUUCACUGCCAUUGCAGUGUGUCUGUGCAGAAACGUGACACAAUGGCAAUCCCGAACUCAUAUGUGCUUUGGCGUGUGUAUUUAGUAUAUUCAGUACCACCUAUCUAAAUGCUUAAAGCUGGUUGGUCUGCAGCUAGGCCUGCCACAAUAUCAACAACCGGUCUUAAAUAUAUAAGACAGGGCGAGUUUUCAUACAAGAAUGCAUGAAGAACGAUAGUGGCACAUAAGUCUAAGUAGCCUAUAAUGGACACAGCAACAAUUCAUAAAGUAAAACCAGGACUAAAUAAAGUGGAACUGUAAACAAAAUUAAAAUAUAGGGUUGCACAUAUACGCCUGUCCUAUGUAAAAUAAGUGCAUGCAUGUUAUCUGUUCUGACAGUGAUUGUCUAGCAGGUGGAGAAUAUGUGUGUAAUACCCUGUUAUCAUAAGGCGUCAUGAUCCCUAUCUGAUGAAAAAUGACUUUGACUCAUUCCAAUUAUAUUACUUGGAAGGGUUGUAUGUUAUAGCAUAAACUUCCACAGAUCUCUAAUUCUUACAGGUUUAGAGAUGUCCUGCUAGUAAUAUUGUUUCUAAAAAUAACUACUCCGAUUGACAUUCGAUGUAUAAGGCAUUGUAUCAAUUAAGAAUGAUGCAUGAAUAUAUAUUGCAUGCACACAAAUAUAGUUAAACACAUUCUCUUGCGCACACAUAUUUUUUUAGCCGAAAAAAUUAUCAGCUAUCUGUGUAGCUGUGUCCAUGUUUAUAGUAUUUAUACUCUUUAAAGGUAUUAUUUUGAAAAUUUCCUUAUAGGAAUAAAUAGGUCAAAUCAGGAAAAGGGACAUACUGAUUGUACAUUUUAAGAGACUAAAGCUAUUUCUGGGUAUAUUUUGCAGCAAGGAAUGUACAUAUACGUGCAAAGGCACUUAGUCAUGCUUAAAAGUAUAAGUACUAUAUCACUUGCAUAGUACCUAAUAAUACUAAUAUCCUUGUUAUAUGUUUAUGUACGAUAUCCUUAUCCACUGGACUGAUGCAAAACACAGAAAAGAGUGUUUAUAAAAUACAGUGACGUAUAUAUAUAUUCCAGGCUUCGACACAUAAUGUUAUUUGCCAUGAUGAUGGCAUUUUAUGCAUUGCACAAUGUAUAUAUCUUUAUGUAUGUAUAUAUUUGUGUAUACAUUUAUACAUACUGUAUAUGUAUAAGGGUGUGCAUGUAGAAAUACAAAAUCUGGGAAAAGAGAGAAGUAUCAUUUGGCAACAGAAAUUUAUUAUUAAAAAAAAACCAAAAUGAACUCCAGUAAGUGGAUAAUGCUUUCUGAAGGCUUAUCAUUUGCAUUAUUGCUAGUCGCAGCACAUUAUGCAUAUAUCAUUUUUUUUAUAUGGAGCUAUUAAUACAUUCAGGCUGAACUCAUGUGAUGCACUGUUAUCUUUAAAACUUACAGUUAAUGUUUUGAUGGAUCAGGGAUCAGGAGUGUAUCCUAAUGCUGAAAAGAAGUUAGUGAUCUACCCACUAAGUCAGACAUUCAACAGUUAUAGCACAAUGUAUGUACAGAACAUGGAAGGAGUCAGCAAAUGAGAAUAACUAUGUAAAGGCUCUUUUUCAAAAUGAGGGCAGAUAUGAAGUCAUAAGGCAUAACUUACAUGUGGCUGAAUCAUUAACCAAUCACAGCACUUCAUUUACUAACUUUAAGGCAUGCUUGUAAAACUGUGCAAAAGCAAAAAACAGAAAACAGGGUAAGGUACCUAACCUGCUACAACCUUGGUGGCUAUUCCAGGGUUCCCUUAGCGUGCUUUUUCAAUAUGCACAACAGACUUUUAUCACAUGCUAGCGGCAGAAGUGAUGACAUCCUCAGUAUAUACAAUUUAGCCACAUAUUGCACCCAGUUUGCAUCAAAAUGUUCAUCUUUUUUGACACGUGAUGCAACUCUCCUAUGUGGCCUCAAUGAAGCUGGAAUUGUGGGAAAAAGCUUUUUGGUUAAAAAGUGGUUAUUUUGUACUUUGCAUACAGCUGUUGCAGUCAUAAAGGAAACCUAUUACAUUGUAGUUUUCCUUAUCAACACUAACAUAAGAGUUAAGCAAUUGUUCUUUUGUUUAGUAAAGGAGGGCCUCUGUAUUUGGCUAGUAAUGUCUUGUGGAUGGUUGAGCCAUUUGAAAGGGGUUCUAAUCUGAAAAAAUUGGCAUAUAUAUAGUUUUUUUUUAUUUUUUUAACAUAAAUGAUUGUAUAUUUACAUGAGUUUAUUGAGGUUAUAUAAAGUUCAUCCAAAUAGCUUUCCACAUUUGCAAUAGGAUUAGCCAUGCUUGAAAAUAACAUAUCUUAGCCAAAUCUUUAGUUGUUAAACUAAGUAUCUAUACUGCAUCUUAAAAAAAAAAGUCAUUUUGUGAAUGUCAGCAUUAUGCAACUAAUAAGCACAGUGUGACAUCAGCUGUUAAACACAAACCGUGUCAUCAUUUAACAUAAACUGUAAUUAAUUACCUUUUCACUACUGGGAGCAAUUUAGAGACAACAGAAACAAACUUAAAGCAUUUCCUUGGGAAAAAAAAAAGACUCAAAGCUGCUAACAAUGAAGUAGAAUUUGAGCAGAAAUUGGUGCAGUCAGCUGCAGUUUUUACAUCAAAAGCAAUUGAAGGUGCAGAGCUGGUGAGAUGAUGUUGCAGGUUACAAAUGGUGAGAUGUGUGAAUAGUUAGGACUCAAACCUACAAUUGGAUGUUAAUGUCAUUGGUGUGAGGUGAAAUCUUUUGUCAUCCUCUGCAUGGCAACCAUUGUGUGAAGUAAUCUCGUUCUUCUCUACAGGGCUGAAAGCCACAGGAGCAGAGAUCAACAAUGAACACAGAAAAUAGCUGAUUUUUUUAUAGUUGCAUUGGUCUCCAUCCCUGUGGUUCUGACCUGUGGAGAAGAAUGAACUCAUUUAACACCAGCAUUGUUAUGCAGUGAAGCACAUAGGACUGUACCACUCAGUAAAUGCAGUUAGGCCUUCUCACCUUUCUCACCAACAAACCAUAUACCAUUAGUCUGCAAAUUUUCUGUGUUAGAUGAGUCACUAAACUGUUCAUAUAAGGCGAUAAAACUGUUAGUAUCUACCUAAAUCUGCAUUGCUAAAAUAAGAAGCAAUAAGAGAGGCAGAGAAUUGUAGAAUAAUAACAAAUGGUAAUCUGACUAUAUAGCCAAUGUAAAAACUAAGUACAUGGUCAUAGUUAAAGGGAAAGCUCACUUUUGACUUUUAGUAUGAUUUAAAACCUUACAUACAGUAGGAACCUGGUACCAUGCAAUUAUUAUUAAACAAAUACUAAUAGCAUCUCCAUAAUAUUCACAGGCUGCGCAACACUCAAGCUGUUGUUCAAUGAAAGACAAACUCUUUCAAUCUAUUCAGCCUAUGUUUUGAGAUGCUGGCCCCACACAUUUUCACAUUCGUUUUUUACUAUUAUUGGAUUUUUAGGGUUGUAUUUGAAAAGGGUGAACUCUCACUUUUAUCCCUUUGUAACUUUGGAAGUUCCCUCUUGCACUU